This is a messenger RNA of Tribolium castaneum (red flour beetle), 4639 nucleotides long. RefSeq names its product Cyclin T (gene CycT). Gene Ontology annotation, molecular function: cyclin-dependent protein serine/threonine kinase activator activity. NCBI's taxonomy places the organism in Eukaryota, Metazoa, Arthropoda, Insecta, Coleoptera, Tenebrionidae. The transcript has 7 exons. Gene Ontology annotation, cellular component: nucleus; cyclin/CDK positive transcription elongation factor complex. Gene Ontology annotation, biological process: regulation of transcription by RNA polymerase II; positive regulation of DNA-templated transcription, elongation. The record is from RefSeq and is a predicted model, not a curated record. Bases 1 to 2937 code for a protein of 978 amino acids.
AUGGCUAAUAACAGCGAUAGAUGGUACUUCACGAAAGAGCAAUUGGACGCUACGCCCUCGAGGAAAUGCGGAUAUGAUAGCUACAAGGAGCUGUCCUACAGGCAGCAGACUGCCAAUUUCAUCCAGGACAUGGGACAGAGGCUCAAAGUUUCUCAAUUAUGUAUCAACACCGCCAUCGUGUACAUGCAUCGGUUCUAUGUAUUCCACUCCUUCACACAAUUCCCCUGGCACCAGAUGGCGGCGGCGGCAUUGUUUCUAGCCGCCAAAGUAGAAGAACAACCUAGAAAAUUAGAAUACGUUAUUAGAGUUGCCAACAUGUGCAGAAAUAACCGAGAUACAAAUAUCGAUGUAAAUUCGGAAAGGUAUCAAACUCUGUCUCAGGACUUGGUAUUUAACGAAACAGUCUUACUCCAAACGUUGGGUUUCGAUGUCGCAAUCGACCAUCCACACACCCACGUCGUAAGAUGUUGUCAUCUCGUUCGUGCCAGUAAGGACUUAGCACAGAGUUCGUAUUUCUUGGCCAGCAACAGCUUGCAUCUUACCACAAUGUGCCUCCAAUACAAACCGACUGUAGUAGCUUGCUUUUGCAUACAUUUAGCGUGUAAAUGGUCGAGUUGGGAAAUACCGUUGUCCACCGAAAAGAAAGAGUGGUUUCUGUACGUGGAUCCAACGGUCACCGCCGAACUACUCCAACAACUCACCACCGAGUUUCUGAGUAUCUUUGAAAGUUGUCCGUCACGACUCAAAGAGAAAAUUAUGAGUAUCGGUGAUAACGGAAUGCAUAAUUGCACAGCCGCUAUCACCAAUUCACCUUUCGACACUGAUCCGAAAAAGAUCGUCAGUUCGGACCAGAAAGACCAACAUCCGCAUCGCACACACGAGAGUAAGACAGGUUCAGAACCGGACCCCCACAAGCACCGAUCUUCCAGACCUCACGAGUCGGCAACCACCAGCCAGCAGCAGCGCGAGCGCGAAUAUCGCGAGAAGAAAGAACGGGAAAAACUGGCCCAGCAACAGCACGGCAUGAAAGCGCCGCCCCCGGGGGCCGCCAAGCCGGCGGUGCCCCACGGCCACCACCGUCCCCCCGUGGACCCGAAGCUGAAGCAGCCGCACUCGAGGCCGUCUUCGUCGCACCCGCCCCCAGCCCGGACCGAGCCCCGAGACAUCCUCCGAGAGGCCGCCAGGGACUCCCCGUUCGGGAUAGCAACCAAAGACUUUAACAAAAAUGAAAAAGACGUUCCGAAAACGCGCGAUUAUUUACUAAAACCGAAUGUGGCGGCGGCGGCGGCGGCGGAAACGAACAAUUAUUAUAACGGUGAUAAGAAUCGGCCGCCUCCGAAUAAAGUUCCAGUUAAACAUGAACAGGUUCGAAGGCACGACGAAAAGCCGUUUGUUAAGCCGGAAAGUGAAGUGAAAAGACCGCAUAGUGUGCCGGGACAUGAUAGGAAUAGUGGUUAUUUAAGUAAAUCGAUGAACUCUACCUCGCAAAAAGUCAAAUCGCCUUUAGACACAUCGAAAUCCGUCCUCAAACCGGGGGUGGGGCAGCCGUUGCAGCCGCCGCCGGUCAAACAGCACCACCACAACGGGAGCAGCAGUUUCAGCGUCAGCGUCCCCGUUAAGGAGGAGGUGGUCAAGGAAGAAGAGAAGGUGAAAGAGGAAUUGAAUCCCGUCAAGAAACCUAGUCUUUUCUCGCCUGAAAAAAGUCCAAUCAAAUCGGAGAAAAAAUCGCCGAGUCCUCUGCCAGUAAAGUCGGAACCGAUGCUUUCGCCUCUUGAAUCACCAACAAAUGUUAGUAAAAGAGCGAGGAAUUAUUCGACUAGCUCUGAGCCGGAAUUGCGGCCGGUUUUAAAGAAAAUAGACCAAGUUGAAGGUUUUGAGAAUUUGAUGAGGGAUUCCACCAUUGGAAUCAAUAAACUUCACCAAAUUCCCGAUAUCAUAACUCCGAUAACGGACGUGAAACGUGAAGAACCCCCGAUUAGUUUUUCCAAAGAAAUGAAACCCCCCGAUAUUAUUCCACCUUUGUGUUCUGAUAACAACAUAUCGACCUCUCAACCGAUCGUUAACGGCAUCGAAACAAACCCGAUGCUCAUCAGUAGUUUACUAAAAGAAGCACCAUCAGUACCUCAUCUGCCAGUGGUCGCGAAUACAGCCCCGAAAACCGAACCACCCGCCGAAGUCAAAGAACAUCACCACAAGAGUAAAAAGAAAAACAAGGAGAAACACAAGCAUAAAGACAAGGACAAGAGCAAAGACGAGAAAGAGAAGAAGAAGAAACACAAAGAUAAAGACAGGGAGAAGCACAAGCACAAAGAGAAGGUGGCCGAGCCGGCGGCCGAACCAAUCAAAAUCAAGAUCCAGAAAGACAAGAUCCAGCAAAUGCCGAACCCUAUCAAGAUAAAAAUCCCGAAAGACGUGAUAAAGACUGAGGAGAAUCCAGCGCCGGCGCCGCCACCAAUCGGUCUCAAAAUCAAGAUCCCGCGCGAAAUCAUCAAUAACUGCAAUCCGGAAAGCGAGAAAAGCCGGAAACGGGAGCGGGAUCGCAGUAGUCCGGCCGACGGCGGCCCCCCUGCAAAGCUCUCCCGCAGCAAGGACUCCAAACAGAACGGGAGACAUUCGUAUAAUAAGGUAAGCGAAUAUAGUAAGAGUAGUGCGAUGGGGGCGGUCGUUCCGCCCCCCGCCGCCCCCGCGUCCACCUAUCACAGCGUGCCGCCGCCGAUGUACACGCAAAACAUGUACUAUUAUCCGCCGCAUAUGGGGGUGGGUCAGUAUAUGUAUCCGGCCGAGAAUCAGAUGUACAAUUAUUAUAAUGGGGGAUACGCGUUUCCGCCGCCGGAAAUGUAUCAGCAGGCGCCGCCGCUGCCGCCCCCGGCAGGGUCCAACCCGCCCCUGCCGAUGGACGCGCCGCCGGACAUACCGCCCCCACCGCCCCCGGAGUGAUGUGUGCGAUUUAGAGACACGAUUUCGGACCUCGUGCUAGUUAAGAUGACGUGAUAUAUGAAGGGUUUAGAGAAAUUUGUAAAUAAUUUAUAAGAGUGCAAUUUUUUUAUCGAUUUAUACUUAGGAUUGUACCGUGUUUUUGUUAUUUUUCUGGUAGAUAUUACUUUGUUGAAUUGUAUCUAUGUAGUUUAUCUUGUAAUUUUAAGCACUUUUUAUAGUCUUAACACACUCUUUUAUUUAUUAAUUCAAUAAAUAAGUCGACAAUGAAGGAGAUUCUUUUUUUGACGUGACUUGUGUAGUUUGUGCAUGUGUUUUCAUUUUCUGUUUGUUUUUGUGACGCUCAUUGCAUGGUCAUGACUAACUCUGUCCACUACUAACGUGACCGGCUUACGUGUGAAUGUUGGACCUAGCAAGGUCAUUAUAUGGUUAUUUGGUGCUUUGCAGGUGACACAACUGGGUGAUGGCGAUGCGUCCAUACAUAGGUUGGCCGAAUCUAAGUAUAUCAACAAGAGUUCAUCGUAGUAAUUGCGACAAACGUUAACUAUCAUGUGUUAAAAUCAGCCUAAUGUAUAUAGUAGAAAACUUUUUUUAAUUUAGAAAAAAAUGUUUUAGAUUUUUUAUGUUUAUAUAAUGUAAUGGCUGAUUGCAAUACUGUUACUCUAUUUUGUUAAUUAAAUUAUUUUGUACGACCUCUCAUUUUGUUAUUAAUAAAUACUCAAAAGUGAAAUUCGUUUAGUUUUAUUUUAUCACGGGUGGAAGCGGCUUUUCUGCGAGCGAAAAUAUUGCAGUCAUGCCAUUAUUCCCCCCGAUUUUUCUUGUUAGGAAGUUCGGCCUAAAUCUUGUUAUAUUUAGAUAGUGCCAACUGUCUUGUACAGCAUUUUGGUCAUUAGGUGAUUCAUGUAACCACAUCUAAACAUCAUUCUCAUGUGGAACAAUAACAUGCGUGUGACAUUUUAUGUUCAGUGUAUUUCUUGUGCUUCUUUUGGUUUUGUUGCUUAUGUCCGACUGAUUAGAAACAAAAUUCUAGCAUAGUUGAGUGUAAAACUUUGUGAUCCAAUGGACUGAAAUCUUAGGAUGUGUUGGAUUCGUCAUGUAUACAAAAAUUUGCAAAUAUUUUAACGAAUUUAAUAUUUUUAAGGGAUAAAUUGUAAAUAGUUAAAAUUUUAUUUGAUAAGUAUUUAUUAUUUUGUUAUUAAUAUACGAUAUAUACGAAAACUGCAAUUCUGGAAACUUGUACCUAAACAAAAAUGAGAAAAACGAGUGUGUUAGGAGCAUUAUUUUAUAUUGUAUUACAAACGUAUAUUAUAAAUAAAAAACUUAAAUCAUUGGAAAUAAAUAUUCACGCCCACUUUUUAAGUUAGUUGGAAUGUUUAUCGGGCUUAAACAAUCUAAAAAAAUAUAAAAACAAAAAAUUCUUCGAAAAAUAACUUAUGUAUAUAGUCCACACGUUUGCUGCCUGUGUUUCACUGUUAUUGUUAUUGUAUUCACUCAUUCUGUUAUUGUCUGUUUUCCACAAUACAAACAUUGCAAGACUUUCUACAGCAGUUGAUUUUCAAUUUUACUCCACUUCGAGGUGGUGAACGUGUUAAGUAAUAAGUAAAUAGACACUAAAUUUAUAAUAUACUUCUCAACAAACAUAAAAUAGACAAAUAAAGCUAAUGCCUAACUGUCUCAAUGUCAUCAAUAAAGUUUUUAAAACGAU